UGAUGAUGAGGAGUGGCACUGGUGGGUGCAGUAACACUCAGUAAACCGGGGGGGUCGCUAAAUGACUUUCUGCAAACAUGGCUGCCCAGGAUGAACUCAAUCAACUGGAGCGUGUGUUCCUUCGUCUGGGCCAUGCAGAAACAGAUGAACAGCUACAGGACAUUAUCUCCAAGUUCCUACCCCCUGUGCUCCUCAAACUCUCCAGCGUUCAAGAGGGUGUGCGGAAGAAAGUAAUGGAGUUGCUGGUCCACCUGAACAAGAGGAUAAAAAGCCGACCUAAGAUUCAGCUCCCAGUAGAAACUUUACUGGUGCAGUACCAAGACCCUGCAGCAGCCUCCUUCGUUACAAAUUUCACCAUCAUCUACAUCAAAAUGGGCUACCCCCGUCUGGAGGUGGGAAAACAGUGUGAGUUGGCCCCCACCUUACUUACUGCCAUGGAAGGCAAACCACAACCACAACAGGACAGCCUGAUGCACCUGCUGAUCCCGACUCUUUACCACAUGAAAUAUCCUACAGACGCCUCCAAGAAUGCUUUUCCAUUCAACUUAACUGAGCGCCCAAAGACGGUGCAGCUGCUGCUGGAGUUCAUGUUAGAUGUUUUACUGAUGCCCUAUGGGUUUGUGCUGAAUGAAUCCCCAACGCGCCCCGCCCCCUCCUCUUCUGCGGAUGGUUCGGUGGCUGCGUCCGGCCAGGGUCUUCCUCAGCCUCCACCUGGGAUGAGCGUCUACGCUGCCAAGAGGGUUAUUGGAGAGGCCCAGUGGAGCGCCGAGCAGCUGGAGCAGUGUAAGCUGGGCAUAGUGAAGUUCAUAGAGGCAAAGCAAGUCCCAGAAGUGGAGACAGUGGUGCAUCUGGUGGUGGCGUCCAGCGACACCCGACACAGCGUGGCUACUGCAGCUGAUCUGGAGCUGAAGAGCAAACAGAGCAUCAUCGAUUGGAACAAUCCUCUAAUCAUCAACAAGAUGUUCAAGGUGUAUCUGGGGGAUGUUCCCCUUAAAACAAAGGGGGGAACAGUGAAGCAAGAGCUGAAACACGAGCCAGUGAGCACUAGAGUCAAACUGAAGAUCCUGCCACAUCUGCUGCGCUCACGCCUUGCUGCAGAGUGCUUUCCUGCUAAUAUUCAGGUUGUGUAUGACGGUCUGUUUGGAGCCAACACCAACAACAAACUGCUGUCUCUGACCUUACAGUUUGUCCAUCACAUCUGCAUGGUGUGCCCUGACACUAAUAAGCCUUUGGGACUGAUGCUCCUAAACGGUCUUACCAAGCUCAUUAAUGAAUACAAGGAGGAUCCGAAGUUACUCUGUGUUGCAUACUCUGCUGUUGGGAAGCUCUCGAGCCGCAUGCCACAGCUGUUCACAAAGGAUAUCGCUCUUGUCCAGCAGUUUUUUGAGUCCAUGUGUAAGGAGGAGCCAGAUGUUCGUCUUGCUAUUCAGGAGGCUUUGUCCAUGAUGGUUGGAGCUUAUGCCAACCUGCAGGGGGCGCUGCUGAACCUGAUGGAGGCCCUGGUGGCUGCGUAUAUUGUAAAGCCGGAGGUGCAGGUUCGCCAGGUGGCCAUGAAGUUUGCCAGCACAGUCUUUGCACCUGAUCAUGUGCCAUCAAGAUACCUGCUGCUGUUGGCUGCUGGAGACCCGAGGGAUGAGGUGUGCGGGGAGGCUCAGAGGGUGCUGAGGGCCUUUCCUACCAAGAGCUCAGAGAAAGAGGGACCAAAGCCAAUGCCCUCCUUUCCUGAUAUGGUGGCCUAUGUCCAGGAGAAGGCAUCACAGAGGAUCAAGACUCCAGCUAAAUACAUUGUUGGAACUUCCACCAUUCCUUUCAACCCAUCUGCAUUUGCAGAGAUUGUGCUGUACCUGAGGAUGUGCAUGGCCUACAGUGCAGGGGCCACGCCCCUCUCCACACGCCUGGCAGACAUGCAGGAUGAUGCGCCCGCCAUCGGCCGCUACGUCCACACGCUGCUGUCCUCUGGGCCGCAGCCUUCAGUGUCAAAGGGUUCCGACGCAAAUCCAGUGUAUGUCUACAUGGAUCUGCUGCAGCAGCUGCUGUCUGCUGUAGGAGGAAUCCCAGUGAUGUACUGUCUACUGGAGGUGGUGUCUGUCUGCCCAGAGAAACUGGCUCCCAAGUUUGUUGAUAAAAUUGACUGGAUCAAGAGUCUGAUGAACACAAAUAAGGAGGACAUGAGGGAACUGGCAGCCCAGCUGUACGCUGUGGUGGUUUCUACAAUGACUGGCAACGAGCUGCAGAUGGCUGUGCACAACCUGGUCAAAAUCACCAAAGACAACCACAGUCCUGAGACCCAGCAUGGCGCCAUCUUGGCUCUUGGCUACAUGGUGGGAAGAUACAUGAGCAAGAAGAAUGCUGUCACUUCUAGUAAAACCAGCCACAACAUGGAGCAGCAAAUGAGCAUCACCUCCCAAGAAGACGAAGAGCUUGUUGCCAUGGCCACCAAGACAAUUGGUUCCUUCCUGGACAGCAGCAGUGCUCUGCUGGCUGUAGCAGCGUGUACGGCGCUGGGAGAAAUCGGGCGGAACGGCACCCUGCUGAUUCCUGCGGAGGGCGACGGCUUCACCAAACUGUCCACAGUGGACAACCUUCUGGCUCGCAUCCCCUCUGGCAAGGAGAGCACCAAGAUGAAGGAGCGAUCAAUCCAGACUUUGGGCUACAUACCAGUAGGAGAUGGAGACUUCCCUCAUCAGAAGAAGCUGCUGCAGGGACUCAUGGACUCUGUAGAGGCCAAGCAGGUGGAGCUGCAGUUCACAGUUGGAGAAGCUAUCACCAGCGCUGCGAUAGGAACCAGCUCUGGAGCUGCUAGAGACCCGUGGACCUGCACUGAGGAACAGUACAGCCCACCAUACAAUGUGAAAAACAAUGACGUGGUUCCUUGGGUCCUGAACUCCAUCCUGUCCAAGUACAUACCCAGCCAGAACCCUCAUGUCCGGCAGGCAGCCUGCAUCUGGCUGCUCUCUCUGGUCAAGAAACUCAGCCAACACAAGGAAAUCACGUCCCAUUUGAAGGAGAUUCAGGUGGCGUUCAUCUCUGUCCUCUCAGACCCUGAUGAGCUGAGUCAGGAUGUGGCAUCUAAAGGCCUGGGCCUGGUCUAUGAGAUGGGUGGAGAGGGUGACCAGCAGGAACUGGUGUCCACUCUGGUGGAAACACUCAUGACUGGCAAAAGAGUGAGACAUGCUGUUUCAGAAGACACAGAGGUCUUCCAAGGAGAAGGUUUGGGAAAAACACCUGAUGGCCACAGCUUGUCAACAUACAAGGAGCUCUGCUCAUUGGCCAGCGACCUAAACCAACCAGAUCUCGUCUACAAGUUCAUGAACCUGGCCAAUCACCACGCCAUGUGGAACUCCCGCAAGGGAGCAGCUUUUGGGUUCCACAUGAUCGCAGCCAAAGCCGGAGAGCAGCUGGCUCCAUUCCUCCCCCAGCUAGUGCCCCGUCUGUACCGCUACCAGUUUGACCCCAACCUGAGCAUCCGUCAGGCCAUGACUAGCAUCUGGGAUGCUUUGGUCACUGAUAAGACCCUGGUGGAUAAAUACCUUAAAGACAUCCUACAGGAUGUCAUUUCCAACUUGACCAAUAGCACCUGGAGAGUACGUGAGUCCAGCUGUCUGGCCCUCAAUGACCUGAUUCGCGGCCGCCAAGCUGAUGACCUCAUUGAUCACCUGGCAGAAAUGUGGGGGACGUUGUUCAGAGUCCUGGAUGACAUCAAAGAGUCUGUGAGGAAGGCUGCAGACCUGACACUGAAAACACUCAGUAAGGUGUGCACUCGUAUGUGUGAGUCUUCAGGCUCUGCAGCCCAGAAAACUGUGGCGGCGCUGCUGCCGACUCUGCUGGAAAAAGGAAUUGUGAGCAACGUGUCAGAGGUUCGCUCACUCAGUAUCCAGACUCUGGUGAAGAUCAGUAAGACAGCUGGUGCCAGACUAAAGCCUCACGCUUCCCGACUCAUCCCGGCCCUGCUGGAGGCCCUCAGCACCCUGGAACCUCAGGUCCUCAACUACCUCAGCCUCAGAGCCACGGAGCAGGAGAAGAGUGCCAUGGAUGCUGCCAGGCUGAGUGCUGCCAAGUCCUCUCCAAUGAUGGAGACUGUUAAUAUGUGUCUACAGCACCUGGAUGUCUCAGUGCUGGGAGAACUGGUUCCCAGGCUCUGUGAGCUGCUCAAGAGUGGAGUAGGCUUGGGCACCAAGGGCGGCUGUGCGAGUGUUAUAGUCUCCCUCACAGUGCAGUGUCCCCAGGACCUCACCCCCUACUCAGGUAAACUGAUGAGCGCUCUGCUGAACGGUAUCCAUGACAGAAGCACUGUGGUCCAGAAAGCGUUUGCUUUUGCUCUGGGUCAUCUAGUCAGGACAGCGAAAGACAGCAGUGUUGAGAAACUACUACUGAAGCUCAACACCUGGUAUUUGGAGAAAGAAGAGCCUGUGUAUAAGUCAUCAUGUGCGUUGACCGUGCAUGCCAUCAGCCACUACAGUCCUGAUGUGUUGAAGGGACACGCGGGGGUGGCUCUGCCGCUGGCCUUCCUGGGGAUGCACCAGGCGCCGGGUCCUGAUGAGGAGAAAGGAGAGAGCCAUGACGCCACACUGUGGGCUGAGGUGUGGCAGGAGAACGUCCCAGGAAGCUUCGGAGGCAUCAGACUCUACAUGACGGAGCUGAUUGCGAUCACACAGAAAGCGCUGCAGUCCCAGUCCUGGAAGAUGAAGGCUCAGGGUGCAGCUGCCAUGGCAACCGUUGCCAAGGAACAGACAGGCUCAUUGGUGGCACCACACCUUGGCUUGGUGCUGACAGCUUUAAUGCAGGGACUGUCUGGACGCACAUGGGCUGGCAAGGAGGAGCUGUUGAAGGCCAUCGGAUCAGUCGUGUCCAAAUGCAGCGCGGAGCUCCAGAAGCCUUGCACCGGCCAGCCCUCCAUCUCUGAGGUGUUGGAGGUUGUGUUGAAGGAGUGUCGUAAGGAGAGUCUCGUGUAUAAAAUGGCUGCUCUGCGCUGCGCCGGAGAAGUGCUUCACAGCAUCCAGGAGGACCGUUUCAGCGACAUGGCCGACAUCCUUUUCCCUCUGAUCAAGAAGAGCUGCCCAGAGAGCGGUGGCGCGUCGCCGAGGUCACUGGAUGAUGAUGAUGAUGAUAGAGAUGUGAAGGAGAAAGAGCUGCAGACUGAAGCUCUGCUCUGUGCUUUUGAGACUCUGGGAAAAUCCUGGCCGAGGAACUCAGAGACUCAGGCUCGUUUCCAGGUGGAGGUGUGCCAUCUAAUGUGUGAGAAGCUCAAGCUAAGCACCUGGAAGGUGCAGCUUUCUGUUCUCCAGUCCAUGAAGGCGUACUUCAAAGGGUUGUUGCUGCUGGAGAAAGGCUCUGAAGACUUGGACGCUCUCUCUCAGAUCCUCACAGAGACCUGCGCUGCUCUCACACAUCCUUUAGAAAACAAAAGUUACUCGUCUGUGAGGACGGAGGCCUUGUCAGUGGUGGACCUCAUCGUGAAGAAGACUGGAGAGAGUGAACAGUGGGACUGUGUGUCUGUGAAGAGCCGGGAGCAGCUGCAGCGCUCUCUGUCAACGCUGCAGUCAGACAGCAGACCUGACCUGAGGGAUAAAGCCCAGGAGCUGCGCAGACACAUCCAGAGCCAACCCUGAGCACAGCCCCCCCCCCCCACCCCCCCGAGCCAGCCGGCCGCACACACACACACACACACACACACACGCAGUUACAAACACAACAAAAUAGAGCAUCAACUUCUUUUGAGUUCAUAAUCAGUUAAACUAAACAUACAAACCAUUAGCACCCUCUCCUUUCAUACAGCUGGCUUCUCUUCUACACAUUAUUCACAAAUCUCUCCGUCAUGGCUUUACUCAUCCAUGUGACCUGCGGGCUCCACUCCAGCUGACUGACGGACCGACUGACGGACGGACGAAGCUUGACCUUGAAGCUUGACCUUGAAGCUUGAAGAGAACAAAAACAACUUGCUCCAGAUCUUUCCUCUGACAGUGAUGAAGGGCGAGGCUAUUGUAAUGUGUCAAGUUUUAUUUGGUUCAUUUAAAUGGACAGUAAGAUAAAGAUAAUAAAUGCUAUAUAAACCAAUGUGUUGGGUUUGUGGACACUGUAUACCUAUAAUAGCCCCAAAUGGGGACUUUUACUACUGUUGUGGGUUUGCCUACUCAUUAAAUAUCUCCAGGUUUUUUAACCUUGGCUAACACAAACUGGUCAGCUCUCGCUCAGAGAGGAUGAGGACGCCACCGCGGCGUCUGUCCUCCCUCCUGGUUGAAAGGUGAACGAGUGAGACAGCUGAUUCUGUGAAGCCAUGAAAAUAAAUAGAAUAAAAAAAAACCCUGCUGUUAAGUUGAAAGUGAUGCUAUAGUUGUUUGAAUUUGUCCCUGAUGAAAUAAAAACGACCUUGACAAUUUG
Molecule: messenger RNA, 6378 nt
Organism: Thunnus maccoyii (southern bluefin tuna)
Lineage: Eukaryota; Metazoa; Chordata; Actinopteri; Scombriformes; Scombridae
Gene: ecpas
Product: Ecm29 proteasome adaptor and scaffold
Exons: 49
Coding region: 78-5609 (1843 amino acids)
Biological process (GO): proteasome assembly
Cellular component (GO): nucleus; cytoplasm
Molecular function (GO): molecular adaptor activity
Source: RefSeq, a predicted model, not a curated record